CUCUCUCUCCGUCUCCUCACCAGUUAGUGCGCAUGAAUCGUCCUAACCCUGGACACGCACAGAAAGGCGAAACAGUGUGAGAUUUUCACAAGUGAAAAAAAAUGGAGGGUAGAGGAGGAUGUUGCAUAGCGAGAUAUGCUGCUGCUGGGGUUUACGAUAUGUCAAAAGUGGAUCGGAUAAUGCUCCGGUUCAGACCGAUUGCUCCCAAACCGGCGACCGGUGGCUCGGUUCCAACCAAGGAGAACACUGAGGUUUAUUCUAAAUCAGGGAGAGGCAAAAGAAGACACUCCAAAGAAAGUAAUACUAUGAGUUAUACAAAGAGGUGCAACCGAAAAAGAAGAGUUUUGAGCGAAGAGAAAAUAGUUACUUUGCCGCUUCUUCCUGAAACCCCUGACUGCAAAGACUCGAUUUUGAAGGAGGAAAAGGGAGUGGUCCAAAAGGUGAUGCCUUUGUGGUUAAGCUUUGGUCAAGCUGAUGAUAAAAACGGGGGCUUCUACGGCUGUGAUGCGUUAGCAGAUCGGGCGAUGUUGAUGGCGCCGAGGAAGGUGAGGGUGCUGGGUUCGUGCGUCACGGUGGAAUGCGUGACAGACACGUGGGUAAGUGGGGAUGGGCUGGGAAGUACGGACGAAGAGCGGAAGGUUAAUCUGGGGAGGGACACGUGUCCUGGCUUUAUAUCUGAUGUGACUGGGAGGGUAACGUGGACCAACGGUGCGUACAAGGAAAUGGUGGGAGGGGAGACGAUGGUGUGGUUAGUGAUGAAGCAGAGGCUGCCGAUGACAACAUACCCGGCGUUUACAUGCAGGGUAAGGGUGCAGUACUCUUGUGGGAAGGAUACGAGUUCCUUGACUCUGCCUUGCGAUGUUUGGAGAAUGGACGGCGGUGGAUUUGCAUGGAGGCUUGAUAUCAACGCCGCUCUUUUCCUGGGCCGCUAAACAAAAAAAAAAACCACAAUCUUUUAAUGCACGACAAGCUUACUAUCUACAUCCAACUUUGCUUUUGAAUUGUGAAUAAUUUUUAUGUAGGGGAUUUUCUUGUUCUCUGUCUCUUUCUAAUUUUGAGAUAUAACAUUUGUUCAUAAGGGAUUUAAAAGGAACUGAAAGUACCCAUAUUUUAUGUAAUUAUUAUUAUAUUAUUGUAGAUGGUUUUAUUUUAUGCCAGUACUUCUUUGUUUA
This is a messenger RNA of Durio zibethinus, 1172 nucleotides long. RefSeq lists its product as uncharacterized. The record is from RefSeq and is a predicted model, not a curated record. Lineage: Eukaryota; Viridiplantae; Streptophyta; Magnoliopsida; Malvales; Malvaceae.